AUGUCUGACAAACUUACCCGUAUCGCUAUCAUCAGUAGUGACAAGAAAUGUAGACAAGAAUGCAAAAAGUCCUGCCCGGUUGUGCGAAGUGGUCGUCUUUGUAUCGAAGUAUCCCCCGAGUCGAAAAUUGCCUUCAUCUCCGAGAAUCUCUGCAUUGGAUGUGGUAUCUGUCCUAAGAAAUGCCCAUUCGGUGCUAUCAAUAUUAUCAAUCUGCCGACGAAUUUGGAGUCUCACGUAACUCAUCGAUAUUCUGCCAACAGUUUCAAAUUGCAUCGAUUGCCUACACCACGUCCAGGACAAGUUUUGGGAUUGGUUGGUUCCAACGGUAUCGGAAAGAGUACAGCUCUCAAGAUUCUCAGCGGAAAGUUAAAGCCAAAUUUGGGUAGAUUUGAAAAUCCGCCUGAUUGGCAAGAUGUCAUCAAAUACUUCCGUGGUUCAGAGUUGCAAAACUAUUUCACCAAGAUCUUGGAAGAUGAUUUGAAAGCGAUUGUGAAGCCUCAAUAUGUUGACCGAAUUCCACGAGCUAUCAAAGGACCAGAUAAGACUGUACGAGGUUUGAUCGAAAGUGUUGCAUCAAUGGAUAACUUCAAGGAGGUCUGCGACGUUUUGGAAUUGAAUCACAUCAUGGACCGAGAUGUCAAUCUUUUAUCUGGUGGAGAAUUACAAAGAUUUGCUAUUGCAACUGUUUGUGUGCAGCAGGCCGAUGUCUAUAUGUUCGAUGAGCCAUCUUCCUACUUGGAUGUAAAGCAACGUCUUAGCGCAGCUCGAAUUAUUCGAUCAUUAUUGCGACCUAAUGACUAUGUUAUUUGCGUCGAGCACGAUCUUUCAGUGUUAGAUUACUUGUCGGAUUUCAUCUGUGUUCUGUACGGAAAGCCAGCCGUCUACGGUGUUGUGACUCUCCCGGCCUCUGUCAGGGAAGGUAUCAAUAUCUUCUUGGACGGUAACAUUCCAACGGAAAACUUGCGGUUCCGAGAGGAGUCUCUAACUUUCAAGAUUGCCGAGGCGGCCGAUGAAUUCAUGGCAGACAGAUCUCGAGCAUUCCAAUAUCCAUCCAUGGAAAAAACCCUCGGUAAUUUCCACUUGUCCAUUGAGACAGGAGAUUUCACCGAUUCUGAAAUUGUCGUCAUGAUGGGAGAGAACGGUACUGGUAAAACCACUUUCUGUAAGAUGCUCGCUGGUGCCACUCUACCUGAUGGCAACCAAAAGGUGCCAGGAAUGAAGGUCAGCAUGAAGCCUCAAAAGAUUACGCCUAAGUUCGAAGGAACAGUCAGACAAUUGUUCUUCAAGAAGAUUAAGACUGCUUUUCUCAUGCCUCAAUUUCAAACCGACGUCGUCAAGCCCCUUAAACUUGAAGAAUUUAUCGAUCAAGAAGUAAAGACCUUGUCCGGAGGAGAAUUGCAACGUGUGGCUAUCGUACUUGCACUCGGUAUCCCCGCCGACAUCUAUCUCAUCGAUGAACCUUCUGCCUAUCUCGAUUCCGAACAGCGUAUUAUUGCUGCCCGUGUCAUUAAGAGAUUCAUCAUGCACUCGAAGAAAACUGCUUUCAUCGUUGAGCACGAUUUCAUCAUGGCUACUUAUCUCGCGGAUCGUGUUAUUGUCUUUGACGGCGAGCCUGGUAUUAACGCUCGCGCCAAUACACCUGAGUCAUUACUCACUGGUUGUAAUAAGUUUUUAAAGAAUCUUGAUGUCACUUUCCGUCGUGAUCCAACUAAUUACAGACCUCGUAUCAACAAGCUCAACUCUCAAUUGGACCAGGAGCAGAAGUUGAACGGCAACUAUUUCUUCUUGGAUCAAGACGAAGAAACUGCUACUCCUGCUACUACUACUACUGCUACUUCUAGUUGA
Molecule: messenger RNA, 1845 nt
Organism: Sclerotinia borealis F-4128
Lineage: Eukaryota; Fungi; Ascomycota; Leotiomycetes; Helotiales; Sclerotiniaceae
Source: the annotation of a GenBank genome assembly